UGGCUUCAACGAUCAUCCAACGCCCUGAAACAUGAGGUCCAUCAAUUUCGAACUAGCUGCCCUAAUUUUACUUGGGCUGGUGACUUCAGUGAGAAGUUAUACGUUUAUGAUACCCUUCAGUUACGAUGAAUCUGGUAAUGCGUUCGUGGAGUUUAAUGGAACAAUCUACAACAAUGCUGGACUGCAAGAUACUGAAUAUACAGAUGACAGUGGAUGCACAGUUAAACUGAAUAUGAGACCACCAACGCCGGAGGAACAACAAAACCACACUGGCUAUAUUGCUGGUUCCAGGUUAUGUCUUUCAUGGUUUUUCCGUACAUCUACUGAAGAAGUUGAGGAUUAAUGGAAUUUGUCUACUAACUUUGCAACGGACUUUCGUGACGAAUUUUGUGAAAAUAUUUUUCCAUUAUCAUUGUAAUAUCUGAGCGCUAAUACAUUUCUUUUGCGCGGGUUAUUA
Molecule: messenger RNA, 457 nt
Organism: Dicrocoelium dendriticum
Lineage: Eukaryota; Metazoa; Platyhelminthes; Trematoda; Plagiorchiida; Dicrocoeliidae
Source: the annotation of a GenBank genome assembly